CACGCGCGCACGUCCGCGCCCAUCGCGCCCCAGCUCCUCGCCGCGGGCUACGACAGCGACGACGACGUCGACGAGGAGUGGCGCCUCGAGCGCGCGGAGCAGCUCCUCGAGGAGUUCGAGGACGUCACGCCCCAGGAGAAGGCCUUCAUGAAGCUCUGGAACCGCUGGGUCUUCCGCAACCCCAUCCAGGCCGACCGCACCGUGCCCCGCGCCGUCAACGCCUUCGCCGCCGACCUCGCGUCCCAGCUCGUCCGCCAGAACCUCCGCCACAACCUCCUCCUCCACCUCCUCCACCUCUGGGACAACUCCCUCCUCUCCGCGCAGAACAUCACGGACUGCAUGGCCAUCGUCGACGACAAGGCCGCGCAGCAGCUGGCGGCGGAGGGGGCGUAA
Molecule: messenger RNA, 393 nt
Organism: Aureococcus anophagefferens
Lineage: Eukaryota; Pelagophyceae; Pelagomonadales; Pelagomonadaceae
Exons: 1
Cellular component (GO): nucleus
Molecular function (GO): chromatin DNA binding
Source: RefSeq, a predicted model, not a curated record